AUGUGUCAGUACUGUUUGUCUCCGAAAUCGAAUGAAGAAACUGACAUACAAAACUCUCACGCGUUGUACGGUCAAAAGUACGGCUACUUUUAUGCAAUCACAACAUUUGUGGCUAAAUUCGCCCACACGGAAUCUGGCAAGAACGUCACACUCUCGAGUGAACCAAAAGGUCCACCACCGGGAUUACCUUAUCGAGUGAAUUACAUGGUCGAUGUGGACACGUACUUCGUCCCAAUUUUCAUACACAUGACCACAUUCCACAUGUCUCUUUUGACUUUGUUGCUUGCAUUAGACGCUUUCUACCUGAUGAUAAUUGAACACUGCUGCGGUCAGUUCGAGGCCUUGAGAUACCGAUUGGAAAAUGCGGUUGUGCACGAAAGUACCAGUAACGCUGUGCUCGUGGAAACAUAUACGAAAGAUAAAUGUUACUUAAACAUCGUGUACAGCGUUCGUAGACACACAGAGGCAAUGCAAUUCGUCGCCAUUAUGAAAUCAGUGUACAAUGUACCUUUGUUCGCACAACUGGCAUUUAGCUUAUUGACUUUGAGUGUCAUCGAAUAUCAGAUAGCAACAACUACUGAUGUUGGUCUCAUUAUACAUUACAUUUCUCAUCUUAAUGGACUCUUGUUCACUGUGUUCUUUGAAAACUGGCAAGGUCAGAAAAUCAUAAAUUCCAGUGAAAAAGUGUUCGAAUCUGCAUACAACACUAAAUGGUACGAUAUGUCAAUAGCGACAAAGAAGCUUCUCGUAAUGAUUAUGAUGGAAAGCAAAAAAUCGUUGACACUCACUGCCGGUGAAUUAAUCGUAUUGUCUUACAUAACUUUCAAUGCAGAGUCACAUUACAACUCCGUUCGAAUAUCAUUAAGCGGCAUUGGUCUAUGGCCUUUUCAUACAGCCGGCAGACGCUACACCAUAUACCUAGUAAUAAUAUUGAUAUUAGGAUCUGGAGUCAUGGUUGAGAUACUCGGUAUAGCGCAAGUUUGGCACGAUAUCUUCGAAGUGAUCGAUUCCAUGCCGUUGUUUUUUUUGGGUGUAUUUAUAACGUGCCGUUCGACUUGCGCAGUGUGCAAAUUACCAAAGAUCAAGACACUUUUAAUAAAAAUGCAUCAGUAUUAUUUGUCUCCGAAAUCGAAUGAAGAAACUAAAAUACAAAAUUCUCACGCGUUGUACGGACGAAAUUUCGGCUACGUUUAUGCGAUCUUUAUUAUGAGCUGCGGGGUUAUUUUCAUAGUCACAACAUUUGUGGCUAAAUUCAUUCAUACACAAUCUGAUAAGAACGACACACUCUCGAGUAAAUCAAAGGGUCCUCCACCUGGAAUAAUUUAUCGUGUCAAUUACAUGGUCGAUGUGGACACGUACUUCGUCCCGAUUUUCAUACAUAUAACCACAUUUCACAUGUGUCUCUUGAUUGUGUCAGUAACAUUGGACGUUUUCUACGUGACGCUAAUCGAACACUGCUGCGGUCAAUUUGAGGCCCUGAGAUAUCGGCUGGAAAACGCGUUUGAGCACGAAUGUAACAAUAACGUUUUGCUUGUGAGAACAUCCACAAAGGAUAAAUGUUACUUAAACAUUGUGUAUAGUAUUCGUAGACACACAGAGACAAUGCAAUUUGUUGCCAUUAUGAAUUCAGUGUUUAAUGUACCUUUGUUUGUACAUUUAGCAUCUAGCUUGUUGAUCUUAAGCGUCCUGGAAUAUCAGAUAGCAACAACUACUGAUGUCGGUCUCAUUGUACAUCACGUUUCUUAUUUCAACGGACUCUUGUUCAAUGUGUUUUUUGAAAAUUGGCAAGGUCAGAAAAUCAUAAAUUCCAGUGAGAAAGUGUUCGAAUCCGCAUACAACACCAAAUGGUACAACAUGUCAAUAGCGACAAAGAAACUUCUCUUAAUGAUUAUGAUGGAAAGCAAACAAUCGUUAUCACUCACUGCCGGUAAAUUAGUCGUCUUGUCAUACAUAACUUUCAAUGCGGUGGUUCGUUCAUCGGCAUCAUAUUUUAUGCUUUUACGAUCUUUGUGAGAAAAAUAAGUGUGAAUGUGAACGAAAAUGUGUAAUCGAUAAUAUACGUAUAUGAUAUAUUUGAUAGUUGCAUGGAAAUUCAG
Molecule: messenger RNA, 2096 nt
Organism: Pseudomyrmex gracilis
Lineage: Eukaryota; Metazoa; Arthropoda; Insecta; Hymenoptera; Formicidae
Exons: 15
Coding region: 1-2013 (670 amino acids)
Biological process (GO): detection of chemical stimulus involved in sensory perception of smell; sensory perception of smell
Cellular component (GO): plasma membrane
Molecular function (GO): olfactory receptor activity; odorant binding
Source: RefSeq, a predicted model, not a curated record